This is a messenger RNA of Lampris incognitus (smalleye Pacific opah), 2541 nucleotides long. RefSeq names its product chromosome 16 C14orf28 homolog (gene dorip1). The transcript has 5 exons. NCBI's taxonomy places the organism in Eukaryota, Metazoa, Chordata, Actinopteri, Lampriformes, Lampridae. The coding region runs from base 190 to 1209 and encodes 339 amino acids. The record is from RefSeq and is a predicted model, not a curated record.
UCAACAGAAACAGAAAAAAUAAUACAAUGUUUAGGGGCGUAACUUUGACGUUGCUCAAGGAUUUGUUUGUGAAUCUUGCUGAGGUAUCGGCGUAAUGAGGUUCAGAGAUCGCAAGUGAAAAGAAACAGAAAACCCCAGCAAGGUCUUUGGCUGCGCGCCCGUUGUGAGACAUGAAGAAUAAAGAGAAUAAUGGAAAGUAAAUUCUGUGUUUUGAACGACACCGAAGACCUCCAAACGCUCAUUUCACAGACUGAACAGGGUCUCCAGUUCGAAAGGUCUAAGACAUUGUAUGAGGAGAUUCGUGCCUCAAUCAACAAUAAUGACGAAGAGGAUCAUUCCUUUUGGAGGCCCGUGCUUCCUUGGGGUGGAGUCUACACCAUCAGGGCAGGGCGGAAGGCAAUAUCCUGCACACCAUUGUACGUCAAGAUAAACCUAAAGAACACCUGUACAAUUGAUGGCUUCCUCAUGAUCCUGUAUGUGAUUCUGCGAGACAACCAAGACUUUCCCAGGGAGGUUGGUGUCUUUUUGGGUAAGCAGUUUGUGGACCAUUUCCUCUAUCUGAUGGACUCCUAUGACUACACCACAGUGAAAAUGCUGUGGAUCUGGGACAGGAUGUCCAAGAGGCAGUAUCGGUCAGCUGUCCACCAGGCAGCCCUAGAGAUUGACUUGUUUGGCAAUGAGCAUGAGAACUUCACCAAGAACCUGGAGAACCUCAUGUCUACCAUGCAGGAGAGCCUUUGCACCAACUGGAGCUGUCCUGCCCGCUUCCAGGAAUUCAUCAGGAGGACGAUCAGUAUCAAUCCUCCCCAUGAGCUGCCAGCCAGAGAUCCUAUUCAGUCUGCUGUUGAUGAGUUCUUUUGCCCCAGGAUUCUACUCUGCAAAGAAUUUGGAUGUGAUGGACUGAGGGAGUUCUCUCAGAGAAUCUUCUGCCAUGGACCUCCACCUUUUGUUAUUCUUAACAUGCAACAGUGGAAGUCAGAGGAGCUGUCCUAUGUUCCUUACCAUCUAGCUCUGUCCCAGCACAGGUACUCACUAGAGGGUGCCACACUCUUUAACAAGGAGGAGCAUCACUAUUCGGCAGCCUUCCAGAUAGACGGCUACUGGAUGCACUAUGAUGGCCUGAGAAGUGACAAUCUGAUUCUGUUACACAAACCACCUGAGCUCCUGUUGCUCUCCUCUCUGGUCUACAUCCGUGCCUCUGACAAGUGAGCUCAGUUAAAGUCAACCGUGUACACAAGAAGCGCUAAAGUGGAGAGAUGCGACUGCCCCAAUGGGCACAAGGGUAAAAACAUUUUACCACCCCCAUGUGGUGGUAAAAUGUUGUCACUCCCACUUUAGUGAUGGCAUUACACAACUGCAUCAUUUAACCAUAAAAUGUGUAAUUAUAUAUAUUCCUAAGUUAGAAUUUGACUGUGAUACCUUCCCAACAACUAUCACGCUUCAUGUUAGCUCUAGGAUUACUUGUAAAUUAAGCGUGCUUGAUUUGCCCAAAUCCUUUUGGAAAGCUUGAAAGAAAAGGAAAAAAAAACAACUUUUUUUUUUGGCCGUGCUUGGAAUCCAAGAAUUUAAUGGACUAUAAUAGUUCUGGGCUGAUAUGCACAAAUGCAGAUACCACUGAAGGAGACGCAUCAUACUCAUACACUUAGCAGCCUCAAUGGGGGAACACAUCAUACUCAUAUACACUUAGCAACCUCAAUGGGGGAAUAUGCAAAUCAGUUUUGACAGUUUGAUGGUUGUUGGAUUUACAAUGCUGCCAAGCAACCCUGCAUCAAAUGUGAUCAUGAAUCAAUGUUGAAAUAACUACCGAGGGAAUAUAAAUGUCCAACUACUGUUGUAGCAUGACUUUCAAAUGUACAGUAUGUGGGCCUGCCUGUCAGCAACACUCUUUCAAAUGUUUAUGCAUAUCAGCCCUUGCCAUGUAUUAAACUGGUGCUCUUUUUAUCUACACUGUGGUUUUAAAGGUAAACAAAACUAAACACUUUGUUUUUACAUCUGUCAUAUCUUGUAUAAUUCUUGAUUUUUAUGACCAUUGGAGAUAAAUAUUUCAGGCAGAACUUAAUUGAAUUUGUGAUUGAACUAAAUACUUAAAUUGUACAAAUAUUUUUCAACUUAGAAGGCCUCAUCUCAUUAAGUGACCGUGUAAAAGCUCGCUUGCUUUUUUAGGAUAGAGUCAACAUGUCCACUUUAUAUUGAUCCAAGAUAAACUCGGAUGUCCAUACUCUUAAUUGACACUACCACAUAACACAUAGUGCAGCCUCAAUUUUCUCAUGAAGUAUAUUGUUAUUUGAUGAUACGUUUUAACCUCAAUUAAUUAUCACAUAGUGCCUCUGUCAAUGGAAAAGUGUGGAACGUGUGAAACUGAAUGAAAUCCUAAGUAAAAAAAAAUUUUUUUUUAGAUCGUUUCCAGUUACUAUUUUUCUAUACACCCACUGUAAAGCUUGUUAAAACAAUACAAAUAUUUUUAUAUAUUGGCACUGAUUUGUUGUGUUGCAUUGACAUUGCAUGGGUGGGUAUAUCUUACAGCAAAUAAACAUCAAUUUC